GUGUCGUAUAGAAACAAAAUCCGCCAGAUCCAGUUUUGGGGAAAAAUAAGCUUUUGUAGUCUAUGGAUUCAGUAUCUUGAGCUCUAUGGUCCAAUAAUAUAUAUAAUCUUUCAAACCCAGUUAAAUCCUAGUUAAUUCACGUACUUUUUUUGCGUUUCAUUUCAAAACACGCCAGAUCUUUGACAAGACAACAUCAAAAGCCGCUAGAUCCACCUCAGCCAAUCAGAGAAAAGCAUUUUGACAGAAAACCGUCAUGGCGUUACUAAAUAUAGUAAUGGCCGCUCAUGCAUUUGCUUGUGAUUUCGUGCCGGCUAUAUCGUGAAUUUUCAUCAAAAAAAUGUCCGAUUUACUAAAAAAAAUAGAAUCAGUUCUUCCGGAACAUGCAAGGAAGCGAGGGGUCAACAAAAGUAACUGGAAAAGUGAGAAAAAACGAUGUGAGCGAUAUUCUGCGAAAAAACUGCCAUCUUUCCCAAAAUGUAAGCACAAAACGAAUUCUACUUUUAAAUGCCUUACACUAAAAACGCAAGAUGUUGCUCGGUUUCACCAGAAUUUCUACAAAUUGAACAACAAAGUCAGCCAAGACAACUUUAUACUAAAACAUUGCCGUCUCUCCAAAUGCCACAGAAAAAGGCUCAAAGAUCAGUCUAGAGGACCAAAGAAUUUAAGUGCAGAAUACUAUGUCACAAUUAAAAAUCCUCACAAACAGGUCAGGGUAUGCAAAAGUGCUUUUAUUAAAAUAUUACAAGUGGGGAAAGAUAGAGUUACAGGCAUUCUACAGAGAUCUUAUAAAGAUGGAGGCAGUGUUGCUAAAGAGAAUCGAGGUGGAAACCACAAAAAAGAUCGAUAUGCGCAGAGGCAAAGAAGUGUAAUGACAUUUAUUGAGUCCAUAGAAGCAGCUGAACCUCAUUACUGCAGGGCCAAAUCGUCUGUAAGACUGUACUUGCCACCUGAAUUAAAUAUUAAAAAGCUGUGGAAAAUGUAUGAAGAGCAAGUUGCAAGUACCCCCUAUCUAAAGGUAAAACAGUCAUUUUUCAGACAAAUCUUUAACCGCAAGUACAAUGUUGGUUUUGGUUCUCCCUUGAAAGAUACUUGCUCCAGAUGUUUUGAAUUAAAACGGAAAAUAGAAACUACUAACGGCCAAGAGAAACAGAUUUACAUAACCCAAAAAAGGUUACAUAGCAUGAAAGCCAAAGCCUUUUAUGACUUGUUAAGAAAGGAAGAACAUGAUACCAUAUCACUGUCAUUCGAUUGCCAAAAAAACAGCGCGCUGCCUAAACUGCCCGACCAAGCGGCUUACUUUAGUAGGCAGUUCAAUAUGAGCAAUUUUACAGUUGUUAUUGGUAGUUGA
This is a messenger RNA of Pieris napi, 1348 nucleotides long. RefSeq lists its product as uncharacterized. NCBI's taxonomy places the organism in Eukaryota, Metazoa, Arthropoda, Insecta, Lepidoptera, Pieridae. The transcript has 2 exons. The coding region runs from base 338 to 1348 and encodes 336 amino acids. The record is from RefSeq and is a predicted model, not a curated record.